Molecule: messenger RNA, 840 nt
Organism: Pieris macdunnoughi
Lineage: Eukaryota; Metazoa; Arthropoda; Insecta; Lepidoptera; Pieridae
Source: the annotation of a GenBank genome assembly
AUGCCCACUAAAGUAGCCGUUGUUACCGGAUCAAAUAAAGGAAUCGGCUUUGCCAUCGUACGUGGUCUCUGUAAGCGAUUUGAUGGUGACGUUUACCUUACCUCUAGAGAUAUAAAUCGCGGACAGAAUGCAGUCGCUGAACUUAACAAUGAAGGCCUGCGACCGAAAUACCAUCAACUGGACAUCACAGACCCUAAGAGCGUUGAAAAAUUCCGUGAUUAUUUAAAAGAAAACUAUGGGGGUUUAGAUAUUCUAGUGAACAAUGCUGCUAUUGCUUUUAAAGUUAAUGCUCCGGAACCUGUCAUAGUUCAGGCAGAACAAACUUUGUUUGUUAAUUUCUACUCUGUUCUAUCGACUUGCCAAAUACUCUUUCCGAUUUUACGCAAUGGUGCAAGAGUAAUUAACAUAACAAGUUCUUGUGGGCAUUUGACUAAAAUCAAGAGUGAGAAGUUGAGGAAUCGGUUCAAGGACCCUAAUCUAACUAUAGAAGGCUUGUCUAGCAUGAUGCAAGAAUAUAUUGAUGCAGCAAAACAAGGUACUCAUGCAGCAGACUGGGGAAAUUCAAGCUAUGCUGUUGCUAAGGUUGCUAUAACAGCAUUGUCCAAGAUACAACAAAGAAUGUAUGCUGAUAAAGAUAUUAUAGUAAAUGCAGUGAACCCUGGUUAUGCGGCCACUGAUAUGACUUUACAUAAGGGACCGCUAACUAUUGAUGAAGCAGCACGUGCUCCGGUUUACUUAGCAUUAGAUGCUCCAGACUCUGUUAAAGGGCAGUAUGUUUGGAAGGACAAGAGUGCAAUCAGCUGGGAAGAGGAAUUGGCUGAUCCAGACUAUAUAAUAUAA